Molecule: messenger RNA, 1515 nt
Organism: Fusarium tjaetaba
Lineage: Eukaryota; Fungi; Ascomycota; Sordariomycetes; Hypocreales; Nectriaceae
Product: cutinase transcription factor 1 beta
Exons: 2
Coding region: 1-1515 (504 amino acids)
Biological process (GO): DNA-templated transcription
Molecular function (GO): zinc ion binding; DNA binding
Source: RefSeq, a predicted model, not a curated record
AUGUUUGCUGGGGCGGCGUGCAUCCCGAUGUGCUAUUUGCAAAAGCUUGGAUUCGAUUCUCGUAAGGAUGCACGCGAAGAGCUCUUCACGCGAGUUCGAUUGAUAUACGAUUUUGAUUAUGAGACAGACCGGCUUGUACUUGUUCAAUCCCUCCUGCUAAUGACUCUAUGGUACAAGUCUCCGAAUGAGCAUCGAAAUACCUGGCACUGGGUUGAUGUUGCUGUGUCCCAAGCCUUUGCCGCCGGUCUCCAUGUAGAGCCAGACAAAGCCAAAUUAUCUCGUCAACAGUACAACUUGCGCCGAAAGAUCUGGUGGUCAUGUUAUUCGACUGACAGACUCAUAUCUCUCACAUUAAAACGACCUCCAAAGAUUCGAGCCGGCGACUUCCAAGUCUCGAUGCCGGAAGAAAGCGACUUUCAAACCGUAACACAGCCAAAGGGUGGCUACGAUCUAUUACUAACUUUGUGUCCUUACGUUUCAGACGACGGUUUACGUUCAACACUGGCCAGAUUGUUCAUUGAUCAUGUGUGCCUUUGUCACCUCAUGGACCCCUUUCUUCGAUCUUAUCGAUCCCCAUGGGUGGACAAGGACAACAUACUACUCUAUUGCGACCCUCAGACAACUGAAACCCUCAGCUGUCAAGCCAAUAGCAUUGAAAAGCUUUUAGCCUUGAGGAAGCAGUUGACAGAAUGGAAAGCUUCAUUGCUACAAGUCUACCACUACAACGCAUAUGCUAGUAAUGAUUUUGCUUCUACGAUCUACUUGCAUUACAUUACUCUGCAAUUUAUGUUUCAAACCCUGAUGCUGUAUACUCAUAGAUCGGCAUUGAUCGUUGCUGAGCAUGAUCAAGACUACGCGGAAAUUCAGAAGGCAAAGACGGGUAUGGUCGACGCGACAAGAGAGAUCUCUAACCUGGCGGGCGAGGUUGUCGAGAGGGGACUUUGUCGAUUUCUUCCCGCCUCCGUCUUGGCAGGUGUUGUGCAUGCAGCAGUUAUAAAUCUUCAGAAUGCCAGGGACCAAGAAGAAUCUCAUAAGCGAGACUCGGAAGAAGGACUUAUGCAAUGCCUCGAAGUCAUCAGGAUAAUGGAAGAAAUACAUGAGCCUGCCACAUUAGCAAAGAACGCUAUCGCAUGGGCAGCAUCGAGGUCUCGAGAUGACAGGGAGCUGUCGAAUAUGGGCGUAAGUCCAGAUCAAGACAUACUUGCAGAUGAUCUAGAAACUACUUACUCGUUGCACGGGUCUUCCAGUCUAAAUGACUACACCAGCGAUGGUCUUGAAACCAACUCCUCCACAAUAGCAACAAGCCUGCGGUCUGCAGAUCUUGAGCAUGUGGAAGAGCUGUACCCGUUGAUGAUGGCCUGGGGGCUGAUAGCUGAGACAGAACCGCCGAAACCGGCAAUGAACGCAGAGCUUUGCGAACACAGUACCACAUCGAUUGAAGGUUUAGGGAUUCUUAACGACUUUUCCUUGGCAAUUGAGUUUAGAAACAGGUCUUCAGAGACAUGCAGCAUAUAG